Molecule: messenger RNA, 1598 nt
Organism: Mercenaria mercenaria
Lineage: Eukaryota; Metazoa; Mollusca; Bivalvia; Venerida; Veneridae
Exons: 8
Coding region: 208-789 (193 amino acids)
Source: RefSeq, a predicted model, not a curated record
GAUGUCCGCUACAAAAGUAAAACAAGCAGAAAGAGUAAUUGGCAAGUAAACGAAGUCAGCGUCCUUGUCAACGGAUGCACAGACAAUGUGUCUACCAUUUAUGGUAGGCACGGAGACACAAGUGAAAAGGAAAAGGGGCAGUUCUGGAGGGAUAUUUGUGAAAGAAUUAACAGUAUUGGAGGGUCAGACAGGUCGGUAGAGGAGGUGAUGAAAAAAUGGAAGGAUUUGAAGAGUCAGACAAAGAAGAAGGAGCAGAUCAGGAGGAAGGAAAUGGGGAAGACAGGUGGAGGUGGGGCAGUGAAUUCAUUGAGAGAUUGGGAAGAGAAGAUAAUAUCAGUAAUACCUUCUGCCGUAAUAGAUGGACUCAAUGAUGGACAGGACAUUUUCAAAAAGAAUGCUGAAGGUGUCAAGGAAACAUGUGUGCAACCAAGUACGAGUGAGACCGUUGUGCAGGUGGAGGGGGAGGAGACAGUGGUAAUCCACCCAAGUACUAUUCAUGUACAGGUUGAAAGCAGAAAAGAAGUUGUAGAUGAAGUGAGAGACAGAAAGAAGAGGAAAAGAUCAUUGACUGAGUUAGAAGAGGCUCAGUUAAACUUCUAUGAAGAAAACACUGCACUCUGCAGAAGUCAGAGGAAGGUUGCAGAGCAGCAAGUGAAAACCCUCGCUGUGCAAGAGGAGUUUUUUAAGUUAGCAACCAAGACACUGGCAGAAAAGAAUGACUUGUCUGGCAUCCUGGAUCUUUUUACAGAACACACAUUUCUGUCUACCAGUGAAGGCAGAGGAAUAUAGCUGUGGCUUUGUCUGGACUGCCAACUUUUCAUCCACCCAAAACUAUAUCAAUUACAUGAUGUGGAGUAAUUAUAUAAAACAUGGUAGAAUUUGAAAUUUAAACUCAGCAUAGGGAAACGCUUGUCAAAUUGUAUUAGUACGACAAGAGGUAUAGUCCUUUGUUCAUGUAAAUAUCAUUGUGGUUUAAACCGUUUUCUGUCCUUCCAAGUAAGAAUAGGAGGAUUUCAAUUAAACUUGGUAGAAAUGUAAGUUGCUGCAGGGCAAUGCUUCCCUGCACUUUCUUUCAGAUUUGCUAAGGAAGUUUUAUAACCCUUUUAAUUGUACAUAAGCAUAUAAUUAAAUAAACCCUUCCCAUACUAAAAUUCUUUAAUGUGCUUGUCCAGCUUUCAAUUUUGACAGAGUUAUUAACAGUGAAAAUGAAUGCUUACCUAAAUAAACUGACUCAACAGUGCAGAUUAUGUUCAGAAUACACAGAUGUGCAGUCUUAUCUUGAUCUGCACUGGUUGCAAAGUCAGAAUCAAUUAUGUCCAGCAUGAUGAAGGUAAAUACAUUUGUAGUCAGUUUAAUAAGUGUCUGGAUUCAUAACAUUUCUGAAUUACAAUGAAACAUAUUGGAAAUAAAAACUGCUAUAUGACGAACCUUUAUCAUGGUAUCUGCUAAAAAAGGACUGAUACAAAAAUUUAACCAAGAUGCAACGCUGAUGCUGACAUUGUGUAGAGUAGGAUAGCUCUACUUAUUCUUCGAGUAGCCGAGCUAAGUUUACUAUUAUCAUUGAUAGAAAAACUGCCACAGUUCAAAUAACUGAAUAC